Aspergillus aculeatinus CBS 121060 is the source of this 4212-nucleotide messenger RNA. Its product is annotated as pyruvate carboxylase. Lineage: Eukaryota; Fungi; Ascomycota; Eurotiomycetes; Eurotiales; Aspergillaceae. Gene Ontology annotation, biological process: gluconeogenesis; pyruvate metabolic process. Bases 405 to 3986 code for a protein of 1193 amino acids. The transcript is spliced from 2 exons. Gene Ontology annotation, molecular function: pyruvate carboxylase activity; metal ion binding; ATP binding. The record is from RefSeq and is a predicted model, not a curated record. Gene Ontology annotation, cellular component: cytoplasm.
UUCCGAAACCGGGCCUUUUUCUUUACCCCCUCGGUCCCCCCGUCCCCCAAUCGUCCAACUUCCCCCGGAGUUUGUUUCUCCUAAAAGUGACUCACGAUUGCUAUUUUUCCGGCUAUCAUUGGUUUGUCGGCUAACUGUUUCAAUUCUUAUAUCUUUUUUAUAGUCUCUGCAGCCAGCCCUGUCGUGGUUCUUCCAGAGCUUCUUCCCUGUCUACUUCUCUUUCUCCCCCCUCCCCACAACGUCAUAAUCCUCUUAUCUACCUUUCUUACCUACCCACUUUCCGUCACCGCAGCUUCCCCCCCCUCCAACUCUCCUCCAUUACUCUCCUGCCUCUCCUCCUCCCUCUUCUCUCCCUCUCCCCCUCUCUCAACCAAAUCACUCACACAUAAUCACACAUUUUCAUCAUGGCUGCUCCUCAACGCCAGCCUGAGGAGGCAAUUGAUGACACUGAGUUCAUCGACGACCACCAUGACCACCACCGGGAUUCCGUUCACACCCGUCUGCGCGCCAACUCGGCCAUCAUGCAGUUCCAGAAGAUCCUCGUCGCCAACCGUGGUGAAAUCCCCAUCCGUAUCUUCCGUACCGCCCACGAACUGUCUCUGCAGACGGUCGCUAUCUACUCUCACGAGGAUCGUCUUUCCAUGCACCGUCAGAAGGCCGAUGAGGCUUACAUGAUCGGUCACCGUGGUCAAUAUACCCCCGUCGGUGCCUACCUGGCCAUCGAUGAGAUCGUCAAGAUUGCUCUGGAGCACGGCGUUCACCUCAUCCACCCUGGUUAUGGUUUCCUGUCCGAGAACGCCGAGUUCGCUCGCAAGGUCGAGGAGGCCGGUAUGGUCUUCGUUGGCCCUACCCCGCAGACCAUUGAGGCUUUGGGUGACAAGGUCUCCGCCCGUCAGCUGGCCAUUCGCUGCGAAGUGCCCGUCGUCCCCGGUACCCCCGGCCCCGUCGAGCGCUACGAAGAAGUUAAGGAAUUCACCGAUACCUAUGGCUUCCCCAUCAUUAUCAAGGCCGCCUUCGGUGGUGGUGGUCGUGGUAUGCGUGUCGUCCGCGACCAAGCCGAACUGCGUGAUGCCUUCGAGCGUGCCACUUCCGAGGCCCGUUCGGCCUUCGGUAACGGCACCGUCUUCGUCGAGCGCUUCCUGGACAAGCCUAAGCACAUUGAGGUGCAGCUGCUGGGUGACAACCACGGAAACGUCAUCCACCUGUUCGAGCGUGACUGCUCCGUCCAGCGUCGUCACCAGAAGGUCGUCGAGAUUGCCCCCGCCAAGGACCUGCCCCAGGACGUCCGCGACAACAUCCUGGCCGAUGCUGUCAAGCUGGCCAAGUCCGUCAACUACCGCAACGCUGGUACUGCCGAGUUCCUGGUCGACCAGCAGAACCGCUACUACUUCAUUGAGAUCAACCCCCGUAUUCAGGUCGAGCACACUAUCACUGAGGAGAUCACGGGCAUUGAUAUUGUUGCGGCUCAGAUCCAGAUUGCUGCCGGUGCUACCCUGCAGCAGUUGGGCCUGACUCAGGACAAGAUCUCCACCCGCGGUUUCGCCAUCCAGUGCCGUAUCACUACUGAAGAUCCCUCCAAGGGCUUCUCCCCCGACACCGGUAAGAUCGAGGUCUACCGUUCCGCUGGUGGUAACGGUGUCCGUCUCGAUGGUGGUAACGGUUUUGCUGGUGCCAUUAUCACUCCUCACUACGACUCUAUGCUGGUCAAGUGUACCUGCCGUGGUUCCACUUACGAGAUCGCCCGCCGCAAGGUUGUCCGUGCCCUGGUCGAGUUCCGUAUUCGUGGUGUCAAGACCAACAUUCCUUUCUUGACCUCCCUUCUGAGCCACCCCACGUUCGUGGACGGCACUUGCUGGACUACCUUCAUUGACGACACCCCCGAGUUGUUCGCUCUUGUCGGCAGUCAGAACCGUGCUCAGAAGUUGUUGGCUUACCUCGGUGACGUGGCUGUCAAUGGCAGCAGCAUCAAGGGUCAGAUCGGCGAGCCCAAGCUCAAGGGCGAUAUCAUCAAGCCCACUUUGUAUGACACCCAGGGCAAGCCUCUCGAUGUCUCUGCUCCCGCCACUCAGGGGUGGAAGCAGAUCCUGGACCGUGAGGGCCCUAAGGCCUGGGCCCGUGCCGUGCGUGCCAACAAGGGCACUUUGAUCAUGGACACCACCUGGCGUGACGCCCACCAGUCUUUGCUGGCAACCCGUGUGCGUACCAUCGAUUUGCUCAACAUUGCCCACGAGACCAGCCACGCCCUCUCCAACGCUUACAGUCUGGAAUGCUGGGGUGGUGCCACCUUCGAUGUUGCCAUGCGCUUCCUUUACGAGGACCCCUGGGACCGUCUGCGCAAGCUCCGUAAGGCCGUGCCCAACAUCCCCUUCCAGAUGUUGCUGCGUGGUGCCAACGGUGUCGCCUACUCCUCUCUUCCCGACAAUGCCAUCUACCACUUCUGUAAGCAAGCCAAGAAGUGCGGUGUCGAUAUCUUCCGUGUCUUCGAUGCUCUCAACGAUGUCGACCAGCUUGAGGUCGGUAUCAAGGCUGUUCACGCCGCAGAGGGUGUCGUCGAAGCUACUAUCUGCUACAGUGGUGACAUGUUGAACCCCCACAAGAAGUACAACCUCGAAUACUACCUUAGCCUCGUGGACAAAGUGGUUAAGUUCGAGCCCCAUGUCCUGGGUAUCAAGGAUAUGGCUGGUGUGCUGAAGCCCCAGGCCGCUCGUCUCCUGAUUGGCUCCAUCCGUGAGCGCUACCCCGACCUUCCCAUCCACGUCCACACCCACGACUCCGCCGGUACUGGUGUGGCCUCGAUGAUUGCUUGCGCCCAGGCUGGGGCUGAUGCCGUUGAUGCGGCCACCGACAGCUUGUCGGGUAUGACCUCUCAGCCCAGCAUUGGCGCUCUGCUCGCCUCCCUGGAGGGCACCGAGUACGACACUGGUCUCAACCUGAACCAGGUCCGCGCGCUCGACACCUACUGGGCGCAGCUGCGUCUCCUGUACUCGCCCUUCGAGGCUGGUCUGACCGGCCCCGACCCCGAGGUCUACGAGCACGAGAUCCCCGGUGGUCAGCUGACUAACCUUAUCUUCCAGGCCAGUCAGCUCGGCUUGGGCCAGCAGUGGGCCGAAACCAAGAAGGCUUACGAGUCUGCUAACGACCUGCUGGGUGACAUUGUCAAGGUCACUCCCACUUCCAAGGUUGUUGGUGAUCUGGCUCAGUUCAUGGUGUCCAACAAGUUGAGCGCUGAGGAUGUUGUGGAGCGUGCGGGUGAGCUCGACUUCCCAGCCUCCGUCCUCGAGUUCCUGGAGGGCUUGAUGGGUCAGCCGUACGGCGGAUUCCCCGAGCCUCUGCGCUCGCGGGCCCUGCGUGACCGUCGCAAGCUCGAGAAGCGCCCCGGUCUCUACUUGGAGCCCCUGGACCUGGCUAAGAUCAAGGGCACGAUCCGCGAGCAGUUCGGUGCUGCCACUGAGUACGAUGUUGCCAGCUAUGCCAUGUACCCGAAGGUCUUUGAGGACUACAAGAAGUUCGUUGGAAAGUACGGUGAUCUGUCCGUUCUGCCCACCCGCUACUUCUUGGCCAAGCCCGAGAUCGGCGAGGAGUUCCACGUCGAGCUGGAGAAGGGUAAGGUCCUGAUCCUCAAGUUGUUGGCUAUUGGUCCUCUUUCCGAGCAGACCGGUCAGCGUGAGGUCUUCUACGAGGUCAACGGUGAGGUGCGUCAGGUCAGUGUCGACGACAAGAAGGCGUCCGUCGACAACACCGCCCGUGCCAAGGCCGACUUGGGCGACAGCAGCCAGGUCGGUGCUCCCAUGAGCGGUGUCGUUGUGGAGAUCCGUGUUCACGACGGGCUCGAGGUCAAGAAGGGUGACCCUCUGGCCGUCCUGAGCGCUAUGAAGAUGGAAAUGGUUAUCUCCGCGCCGCACAGUGGCAAGGUCUCCAGCUUGCUGGUCAAGGAAGGUGACUCUGUCGAUGGUCAGGACCUGGUCUGCAAGAUCGUCAAAGCCUGAUGUAGGAUGAACAUUGCACGAUGUUAAAAGAAUCUAUGACUUAUGUUCCUCGCGAUGCGCGCUUGUUGUCGGCUUGGUUGUGAGGAUUUGAGGUGUUUUGUGUUCAAGCGUUUCUUUCCGGGUUGGUUUGUUCCCGUUUAUUUCAUGUUCGUUCUGACCGCGAGCUGGCCAUUCCAAACAUAAUAUCGGCCAUAUAUAUGAAUGAGUAGAGUUAUUUUUGAGUCAC